AUGUACGAUAGAGCACCACGUAGCUUACACCUUGGAGUAGGCUGUACACCAGAUCAUGUUGGACCUGGCACUUAUGAUCAUCGACGAAAAAAAAUUCAUGAAGAAGGCUAUGCUCCGUUUCUAUCACUUGCAAAUCGUGGUGAUGUAUUUUCCAAUGAUGAUAAUCCUGGACCAGGCCAUUAUGAUGUACGAAAUACUCAAACAUUAACAAUUAAAUAA
Molecule: messenger RNA, 219 nt
Organism: Rotaria sp. Silwood2
Lineage: Eukaryota; Metazoa; Rotifera; Eurotatoria; Philodinida; Philodinidae
Source: the annotation of a GenBank genome assembly